Messenger RNA from Venustampulla echinocandica, 501 nucleotides. RefSeq lists its product as uncharacterized. The transcript has 2 exons. The record is from RefSeq and is a predicted model, not a curated record. The coding region runs from base 1 to 501 and encodes 166 amino acids. NCBI's taxonomy places the organism in Eukaryota, Fungi, Ascomycota, Leotiomycetes, Helotiales, Pleuroascaceae.
AUGGAUUCCACGACGUUGGCUUUGGCCAUUCAACCGCCUGUCCGAGCGAGACCUGGGGUAGCUUUAUAUCCACCUGUGGCGGCUCGGUUGAGCAGCCAGGCCGACAUAAUCGGGCAGCUCUCCCAAAUCUGGGCUGUGGCAACACUUGUUGAUCGACAAUCUGGCGAGAUUGACGACGAUAAACUCGACGGAAGAGUGUCCGACUCAGCACAUCCUCUGGCCCAAGAUACUCAGCGAAGCAGUGUUGCUGUGGAGGACAGAGCUUAUUUUUGUUUUCCAGAUCUCAUUAUCCACAAGCCUGGCAGGUACCGCAUCAGAGUCAACUUGAUGCAGAUGGAUUAUUCUUCCAACUCUUUUCCUGACGGAAUUGCGAGGGUGAUUGAGUACGUUGAUAGCCACUCCAUUUCUGUCGAACACGGUGCCACGGAUUGUUCCAAGCCAAACGCACAAGAGCGUGCCUUCCUUCGAUUGCUGAAGCACGAUGGCCAGCGGAUCUCGUAA